This is a messenger RNA of Penicillium subrubescens, 1343 nucleotides long. Its product is annotated as TFIIH/NER complex subunit TFB3. Gene Ontology annotation, molecular function: cyclin-dependent protein serine/threonine kinase activator activity. NCBI's taxonomy places the organism in Eukaryota, Fungi, Ascomycota, Eurotiomycetes, Eurotiales, Aspergillaceae. Gene Ontology annotation, cellular component: transcription factor TFIIH holo complex. Bases 19 to 1140 code for a protein of 373 amino acids. The transcript is spliced from 3 exons. Gene Ontology annotation, biological process: nucleotide-excision repair; positive regulation of cyclin-dependent protein serine/threonine kinase activity; regulation of transcription by RNA polymerase II. The record is from RefSeq and is a predicted model, not a curated record.
AGACUACAACAUAUCAUCAUGGCGUCCCAAGACUCCCGGGGUGAGGACGAGGUCUGCCCCGUCUGCAAGUCCUCGCGGUAUCUCAACCCGAACAUGCGAUUCCUCAUCAACCCGGAAUGCUACCACAAGAUGUGCGAGUCCUGCGUGGACCGAAUAUUCUCCUCUGGUCCCGCUAGCUGCCCCGUCGCUGGGUGCCGCAAGACCCUCCGCAAGAACCGCUUUCGCCAGCAGACCUUUGAGGACAUUGGAGUUGAGCGAGAGGUGGAUAUCCGGCGGCGCGUGAUGCACAUUCUCAAUCGACGCGAGGAAGAAUUCGAUUCCAAGCGCGCCUACGACGAUUUCCUCGAACAACGCGAAGAGAUAAUCGCCAACCUGGUAUACCGAACCGAUGUGGCGAAAACAGAGGCCCAACUACAAGCCUACGCGCAGGAGAACAUGCAAUCAAUCAAAACGAACCAAGCACUCGAGGAACAAGAGGCAACUUCAUUCCAUAAGAAGAUCCUCAUGGAACAAGAAGAGGCUCGAAUGCGCCAACAGAUCGCCCGCGAGGAAUACGAGAACGAGCGGCGCGAGCAGCAGGCUACACGGGAGGACUUCCUUACUCGCCUCGCAUCUGGUUCUGCUGCUGAUGUAGCUGCCAUCGCUCGCGAUGGACACAAGGUGCACCUCAAGAAAUCGUCUGCCCGGCGCAGCGAAGAGGAGCGUAUUCGACAGAAACAGGCUGCUCUUCGGGGUACCGAGGGCAAGCGCACUGGUACACCCCUUGCAAUGGGAGAGACUGCCGGUGCUACAUCUGGUGCUGGACUCAUCAAGGGCUUGCGCAAGAUCAAGACUCCCGAGCCAGAGAAGCCAUACGAUCCUUUCAUGGGUCUUGUCCCUGGCAAGCGCGAUUACUACACCCAGCUCGAGUCUUAUCCAUACGCCUUUUUGGACAAACUCCGCUCAGAUACGACAGUCCAGGCUGGUGGGUAUGACUUGCAGGAGUACUACUCGCGCACUCUUUUGGAGGCGUUUGCUGGUCUGGGCUGCUUUGUCCAGGAAGAGGUUGCACAGCGGGAGGCUACCUCUGCUCUCGGUAUUUCGAAUCCUGCUGCUACUGAGGGAGCGGCCAUGGCUGCUGUUGGUAAAAACGCUGCAUAGUUGACAUGAGUGGGAAAUUUGGCAUAGCGAUGGCGUUUUGAUUUAACUUUGCUUCUAUAUGAAAUACCAGGUAGCUUGGUAACCCACUUCUCGGUAUACUGAACAUUGAUUUCAUCCCCAAGAUUGGCUUGACGGACCUUUAAACAAAAAGCACUUACGACUUGUAUAAUACUUACAACGGGGUAGUCUAGAAGGGAAAAACA